AUGGCUAAUGUUUCUUCUAAUUCUGACGUUCUUGUUGUUGAUAUGGUUGGUGGCCUUCUUACUGGUGCCGUGGCAGAACGUUUAGGAGGAGCAGUUACAAAAAUGGAAGGAAUGUUUGACCUUAUUGAUGAAGUGUUGAAAGAAAUUAGACAUUGGAGAAGAGAACUCAAAGAGUUACGAUUAGAAAUACCAAUUUUUGAAGAAAGGGAAGUUGUUGGAUGGAUGAUAAUGAUUGAUACAUAUUUUGAUGCAGGAGAAGAAGAUCAAAUACCAAAAGUAUUCCCGCCUGUCAAAACUGUAAGGUCUUCGAUAUCUGACUUGUUAUUGCCAAAGGAAUCACCUCAACGAAAUCUUGUUUGUUUGCUGCAUAAAAUGCAGCCUCUAGCAACUUGCAUGCACAAUCUGCAGCUUGAGAAACGGGCCAUUGGAUUGCAAAUAACAGAGCCGUGGCUCCGUGAAUACCAGAACUCACCCUCAUAUGAAAAUGAGUGCAUUUGGAGGUUACAUUCUGAGUGGGACAAAGAUAUGCAGCAGCUGAUUCUUAGUGGAACUCACCUUUUUUGUUCAGCCAAAGGCUAA
Messenger RNA from Vicia faba (fava bean), 579 nucleotides. The record is from the annotation of a GenBank genome assembly. NCBI's taxonomy places the organism in Eukaryota, Viridiplantae, Streptophyta, Magnoliopsida, Fabales, Fabaceae.